CUCUGUGCGUUUACGUCCGGGUUGGGGAAUGAAUCGCACAUUUUUUGUUUAUAAAAGUUGAGCGUGAUUGAAAUCAGUUAUUUUAAAAAUGCAAUUUAUGAUUUUUAUUUGUAAAGCUGAUAGUGUCCUAUAAUAUUUGAGUCAAGCCAACCAAUGAAAUAAAUCUCGGUGACUGGUUUUAUUCUUUCAUAAACAAGACAGACAUAAAAAAAGACUAUUAGGCUAAUAAAGUAACACGCUCCUACAGCCUACAAUAGAAUAGGCUACUGUACUGUAUAUUCAUAAUCUAAACAUCCAAUACACGGCAGAGGAAGAUGCCAGAGAGGGGAAGACACCACCAGAGGAGUGAUGAAUAUGCAGGGCACAGGAGCAGAGAUAGGGACUAUUCACAGAAUGGGGACCACGCUCCAUAUGAUAGUAGAUAUCACAACCAAAAGCCAAGAGACACAGACAGGAGUGCUCCUAUUGAUGACAGGAGGGCCAGGCACAACAGGCAGAGAGAAAGGGAUCCGCCUGCUUACAGAGAUCGCAGCCGUGGAAGGCCCUCAAGCCUGUCCACAGAGACAUCAGUGUAUCACUCUUCAGUGGAGUAUUAUGAGCCACAAGACACACAAACUCUUUACAAUCUCAAAUAUAUCGUAAGCAGUAGAGGUCUCUGCCAGCUUAUGGAAAUGUUUGUGAAUCUGCUUAUAAUCAUCUGUGCCGGAGUGCCAUACAGCAACAAUGGGGGUUACCGUGACCUGGCUAGUCUCGGUGGACUCUACUAUUAUUAUUAUGGUGGAGCAGGUGCCUUCACUGGAGCUGAUGCAGACAAGGUGAAUCAGCUGGAUCAGCAGUUCCAUCAGCUCCAGCGGCCUGUAUACGCCCUCACCAUGGCCACCGGUGGGGUUUUAAUGAUCUAUGCCUUGGCCAUGCUUGGCCUGGGAAUUUUCAGAGUCCCUUACCGCUGGCCCCCUAUGCUACUGGGUGAGGCUUUGCUGAACUUCCUGAUCAGCCUGGGCUACAUCCCCGCACUGGCCUUCUACUUUAUUAAGCUGCAAGAAAUCUACAGUAAUCCUGUCUGCCAGGAGAGAGAGCAAAUGUACAAGAGCAAAGGUCACCAGGGCUAUGACUGCAAGUUGACCGGUGCUGAUAUCGCAGGAGGUCUCUUUGGGGUGCUGGGAGUGUUUGUUUUCAUCUUUGGUGCCGUGUUAGCUGUCAGAGGUUUCAGGUCAGUGCGGGAGCUAAAGAGGCAGAAGACAAAUGAGGACAAUAAUUUUUAAGUGGCCUUUUCUUCUUGAAACUUUCCAAGAGAAAAACAUUUUUUUUUGUUAUCAAAUUAGGUGUAACUGUAUUAACUCCUGUUAAAUGUGAUUGGUGAAUCAGCAAGUCAAGUUUUUAAUACCUUUGUAUUACUCCUACUUGUUUACAUAUGGUGUCUGUUGUGUUUUAUAUACAUAUAUACGGUAAUUAGGAUUAUUUUUACUAAUGACAUUUAUGUAGAAAAAUAGUCUUUUUUUAUGUCAAACUUUUAUUUGUAAAGGACCAUGUACAAUAUUAAACAUAAAUGUUGCCAUUUGAUGUAUUGUACCAGA
Monopterus albus (swamp eel) is the source of this 1574-nucleotide messenger RNA. RefSeq names its product MARVEL domain containing 3 (gene marveld3). Gene Ontology annotation, cellular component: membrane. The coding region runs from base 315 to 1262 and encodes 315 amino acids. Lineage: Eukaryota; Metazoa; Chordata; Actinopteri; Synbranchiformes; Synbranchidae. The transcript has 4 exons. The record is from RefSeq and is a predicted model, not a curated record.